UUUGUUUAUAAUGGCGGGUUCGUAGAUGGACAAAGUAAGCGGUCCGGCGCAGCAAGGGGGCGUGAUGGAGUGGGUGCGCGUGCACUCGAAGCAGGCCGCCAUGCUGUGGCUCGCUGGUUUCAAAGAGGCCUGUUGCUUUCACAGGCUCCUCUUCUUCUUUCGCAGGUCAAGGACAUUAGUGGCCAAGACUGGCAAGUGCUUCGCUUUGAACGGAUUGAUUUUCUUAGGAAGCAUAUGGCUUGUUCGCUCGCUUAUAACACCGAUGCUAUUGUGGAUCUUGCCUGAUCAAUGGCAACAUGACGAUUUUGGAGCAGGAAAAGAUAUUUACAAAUAUUACUCUUUCAUGCGCUCCGUCCUUAUUAGCCUUUUUUAUGUGUUCUGGUUUUAUCCCUUGUACAUUUCAAGCUAUAUAAUUAGCAUUGGCUGGUAUAAUGACAUUGCCCAGAGUGCGUUUCAUGUUAUUGGAGGUGUUGGGCAUAAAACGGCACAACCAUCAGGGCAAAAUGAUUUGUCCAAUGCAGUGAAUCAUGUUGGCAGGCCAGAUGGAUUUGAAGGGAUUGUAUAUGGAUUUGGAGAGCAAGUCUAUUCAUUUCUUAUGCUGAACAUUUUUUACAUUGAGGUUACAGCUCUUGGGUUCAUCCCUUAUGCUGGAAAAUUAAUGAAUUUCCUCCUCCUUUCCUGGAUGUAUGCCUACUACUGUUUUGAGUACAAGUGGAGUCUUUCUGUACAGGGCUUAGACAAAAGGCUUAAUUUCUUUGAAACAAACUGGGCUUUCUUUGCAGGAUUUGGUAGUCCAUGUGCCGUGGUGACUUUCCUUUUUUCUCAACUUGUCGGUUAUGCAAUAAUGGCUACACUCUUUCCAUUUUUUAUGCUUGCUGCUACUGCCAGUCAUGUUGAUCAGGUUAUAGAUUCUCAAAAACGAUCAUGGGAAAAUGAGGGACCACCAAGGCUUCCAGUAUUUUAUGCUGCUAAUGCGUUAUCAUUGCACAUUAUGCGAUGGUUGACUGAGCUGCAGAAACAGAGCCAAACAAAGCACAAAAUGGAUGAGUAGUCUCUAUUAAAUUGCCAUCCUAAACAAGGGAUGCCUUAGUGUUAAUAUUUUCCGUUUUGCAGAAGCAUGAGACGAAUAUCUUCAUCAAUGUGAAGCUGCUUGAAGUUGGUCGCUGGAAGGCAUUUUUGUGAAUCUAUCCUUUCCACUAUUUCAUUAUGAAUGCCGGCGUGUAUAUGUGUAAAUAUGACAGGUGAUUUUAUUCAUACAGCGACUGUUGGUUGUGUUAGGAACUGGUAGGACUCAUACGGUAUUUAUAAAUCAUGGUUGUGCUGUAUUUUUU
This is a messenger RNA of Amborella trichopoda, 1331 nucleotides long. Its product is annotated as etoposide-induced protein. Lineage: Eukaryota; Viridiplantae; Streptophyta; Magnoliopsida; Amborellales; Amborellaceae. Gene Ontology annotation, biological process: macroautophagy. The record is from RefSeq and is a predicted model, not a curated record. Gene Ontology annotation, cellular component: endoplasmic reticulum.